This is a messenger RNA of Saccostrea cuccullata (small rock oyster), 1104 nucleotides long. RefSeq lists its product as uncharacterized. The coding region runs from base 1 to 1104 and encodes 367 amino acids. The record is from RefSeq and is a predicted model, not a curated record. The transcript is spliced from 10 exons. NCBI's taxonomy places the organism in Eukaryota, Metazoa, Mollusca, Bivalvia, Ostreida, Ostreidae.
AUGGAUUCGUCUAAGAAAGUAUCAGAAACUAUAGAGCGGAUGGAGAAGAUCUUAGAAAGAAUGAGAACGCCAACCAGUGACUGUGGUCAGACAAAUGCGGCAAGCCAAGAGUCUGGAUAUGAAACACACAGUACUGAUAAUACCGGUAUGUCAGGAGAUGUGUCAUUUGACGAGUACGGCGCACGGUCUAAAGUUAGAUUUCCAGACGAAGGCAAACCAAGCUACACACCAAAUGCUGGGGUUGACGAAGUUGUGACGGGCCAUCUAUUUGACACACCAAAACCACAGUGGAUUGAAGACUAUGUCUUGUAUAAAAGAGUCACAAGUCAAAGUGUUCCCCUUGGUGGGCAGGCGAAUCCGAAAGGAGAAAAUAUUAUAUCAACUUUACCAAAUUCUACUUUUUAUAGUCAAGGAGUUCCCUUUGGUGGGCACUUGAAUCCGAAAGGAGAAAAUAUUAUAUCUACUUUACCAAAUACUACUUUUAAUAGUCAAGGAGUUCCCUUUGGUGGGCACGUGAAUCCGAAAGGAGAAAAUAUUAUAUCUACUUUACCAAAUACUACUUUUAAUAGUCUUGGAGUUCCCUUUGGUGGGUACGCGGAUCCGAAAGGAGAAAAUAAUAUAUCGACUUUACCCAAUACUACUUUUAAUAAUCAUGGCGUUCCCCUUGGUGGGUAUGCGAAUCCGAAAGGAGAAAAUAUUAAAUCUACUUUACCAAAUACUACUUUUAAUAAUCAUGGCGUUCCCCUUGGUGGGUAUGCGAAUCCGAAAGGAGAAAAUAUUAAAUCUACUUUACCAAAUACUACUUUUAAUAAUCAUGGAGUUCCCUUUGAUGAAAAUCCAAAAGGAGAAAAUAUUUUAUCAACUUUACCAAAUACUACUUCUAAUAAUCAUAGUGUUCCCUUUAAUGGGUACGAGAAUCCGAAAGAACAAAAAUGUAUAGCCACAUUACCAAGAACUACUUUUAAUAUUCAAGGUGUUCCCUUAGAUGGAUCUGAGAAUCCAAAAGGACAAAAAUUUAAAUCAACUUUACCAAGUACUACUUUAAAUAGUAAGAAUAUUUAUUAUUUAUAUGUUAUGAUGUUAAAGAUGAAUUUGGACAAAUAA